CAACUCCAGGUUUCACCUUGCAUCCCCAAUGGCGUCCGCCUACAAGUCAGCGAAGCGGUCGGGUGAUUUUGACGAGUCUGAUGUCUCCGACGGAUCAGAUUCGGUUUCGUCCAGCGAAAGCAGUGCCACUCUCCGCGCUGGAUCUUCGGAAGGUGAAGAAGAGACAGUAGAUGCACCCCGCCUCAAAAAGGCUUCGACAUUACCUGGCGAACUGAGGAAUCGUGUUUUGAUGCUGACAUCGCGUGGUGUAUCAUACAGACACCGACAUCUUCUCUCCGAUCUUCACGGUCUUCUUCCUCAUACUUACAAAGACACCAAACUUGAUACCAAGUCAUCGAACAACUACAACUCUGCGUUAAAUGGUCUUGCCGAUCUCCACUCAUGCAACUAUGUCUUUUUCCUAGAAGCGCGAAAACAUGGUCAAGAUUUAUAUCUAUGGCUCGCUCGACCCCCGAACGGACCCACGAUCAAGUUCAGUGUGACCAAUGUCCACACGAUGGCUGAGCUUGGAUUUGGAGGCAAUUGCCUGAAAGGUGGCCGCGGAAUCGUGGUCUUUGACAAAAGCUUUGACGAAGGAGUCGCUAGCGCUGAACAUCUCCCUCUAAUCCGAGAAAUGCUACGCGGGGUCUUCUGUGUGCCCUCGAAAGGCGUGAGAGGCAUGAAACCAUUCAUUGAUCGAGUCAUCGGCAUAUAUGGUCUUGACGGCAAGAUCUGGAUUCGUAUCUACGAGAUUCGAGAAAAAGAGAGCGAAACGAAGACGACCAAAGACUCCAAUCGUUCGGCGGAAGAUAUCUCCCUUAUUGAAGUUGGCCCACGGCUCGUCCUCACCCCCAUCAUCAUUCAAGAAGGUAGCUUUGGAGGACCCAUCAUAUACGAAAACAAGCAGUUCGUCAGUCCCAACCAGCUACGGAGCGAGACGAGAUUGAAGCGUGCCGGGAAAUAUGCUAGUCGAAGAGGAGGUGCAGAAGAUCUUGCCGUCAAAAGAAAGUCCUUGGGACUCAACUCGGGUUCAAAACGAAAACGAUCAGCUCUGGAUAAUUCACAACUUUUUGGCUGAUGAGCCAGUACUCUCAGACAACGUUUCAGAACUUGAACAUUAUAUCACUGCCAGAUUUGAUACCUUACUAGCGUUGCAUCGAGCAACGGCAGUAUAUUGCCUUCGGCAGUUUUCUUCGACCUCAUGGCCAAGUGAUUAUUGCGGUCUGGUUGCGGGCUAUGAUCUGACCCAAACCCUAAUCGACAUCAUUCGACAAGGGCGCACACCGAUCUUACGGCGUAGCAUGUUUAUGCACCGACACCUUCCGACAAGGCACCACCUCCUUCGCUGGAAAAAGCGGCACAUUCUCAGGCCUUUCACAGAAAUCCGGUGAUGAAUCUGGUUCAUCGUCCCUCCAAGUGUGGCCCUCAACCACUUGGAUGAGAAAGUCUUGUGGCCAAUUUUGCUAUUCGGAACCGACAAGAAAGACCCAUGUCACUGGUACAGCUACGUCGAUUCUCAUUCUGGGGCUUCCUGCACAGACUUUACGGCAUUGUGGCAAGCAACGGAGGACUAGAUCUCAGAUGACAAAGUGGUACGAGAUCAACUCGACCGUGUGCGCAAAUAAGUAGCCAGCCUAGAUUUGCA
Exophiala mesophila is the source of this 1624-nucleotide messenger RNA. RefSeq lists its product as uncharacterized. NCBI's taxonomy places the organism in Eukaryota, Fungi, Ascomycota, Eurotiomycetes, Chaetothyriales, Herpotrichiellaceae. Gene Ontology annotation, cellular component: nucleolus. The record is from RefSeq and is a predicted model, not a curated record. Gene Ontology annotation, biological process: ribosomal large subunit assembly; rRNA processing. The transcript is spliced from 2 exons. Bases 29 to 1057 code for a protein of 342 amino acids. Gene Ontology annotation, molecular function: rRNA binding.